UGUGCAUGUCGCGCGUCUUCUGGCCCGGCGGAAGGAUACACAUCACCUCACUCUCGCCCUCAGCGCCUCAUUUUACCUCAUAUUUCAAACUCCUCAUGUCUGGGCAGCCCAAAACUAGUCCCCAUGAAAGCCUUAAGGCCUAAAGUGUUUCCGUAGACAGUGUGGAGGCGGUGGAGGCUCGGGGAACUACUUUGUUUAUGGUUCAAGCUGGGAAGGCCAACCAGGAGAGGGGCGGAAUGGCUCUCUGAUCGUAUUUUGGCGCCUUUUUCCUCACUGCUGCAUGAUAAGGGGCGGGCAGGAUGGGGAAGUUACUAAGCAAGAUCUUCGGCAACAAGGAGAUCAGGAUCUUGAUGCUGGGGCUGGACGCGGCGGGCAAGACCACCAUCCUGUACAAGCUGAAGCUGGGCCACUCCGUCACCACCAUACCCACCGUGGGGUUCAACGUGGAGACCGUCGCAUACAAGAAUGUCAAAUUUAACGUCUGGGACGUGGGCGGCCAGGACAAGAUCCGGCCGCUGUGGAGGCACUACUACACAGGCACGCAGGGGCUCAUCUUCGUGGUGGACUGCGCCGACCGCGACCGCGUGGACGAGGCGCGGCAAGAGCUGCACCGCAUCAUCAACGACAGGGAGAUGAGGGACGCCAUCAUCCUGGUCUUCGCCAACAAGCAAGACCUGCCAGAUGCCAUGAAGCCACACGAGAUCCAGGAGAAGCUCGGGCUCACCAGGAUCAGGGACCGCAACUGGUACGUCCAACCGUGCUGCGCCACUACCGGGGACGGGCUGUACGAGGGCCUCACGUGGCUCACCAGCAACCACAAGUCGUGAUGACCGGGCCGCGCGCCUCCCGCCACCACCACCACCGCCACACCCGCGCCUCACCACCCCCACACACCUCCCGCUACGCCUCCAUCAUCUCCUCCGCCGCAGCCAGCGUUGUCGUAAGUCACUGACCUCCCUCGGACAACAACAGGAUAGAAAAGAAGCCUAGCCUGAGUUGGUACCACUGUUUGCGCUAUGUUUGCGGAUAAGGUUGCGAGUUGGCACUGCUGCUUGUUCCUCCGUGCCCCCAGAAAAGAGGUUGCAAGAGUUGGUACCACUGUUUGCGCCCUGUUCCCAGAUAAGGAUUCAAGUUGGUACCACUGUUUGUUCCUCACGUCCCCAGAAAAAAAGGUUGCAGGAGUUGGUACCGCUGUUUGCGCUUUUGUUCCCGGAUAAGGAUGUGAAUUGGUACCGCUGCUUGUCGCUCUCUGUCACUGGAAAAGGCUACAAGAGUUGGUACCACUGUUUGUAGGAGUUGGUACCACUGCUUGUUCUGCUACACUCUCUGUCCCUAGAAAAACAAAGCUACAAGAGUUGGUACCACUGCAAGGCUACAAGAAUUGGUACCACUGCUUGCCCCCCACCCUGCCCUGUUCCCAUUCCCAGUUCUAAGGUUGUUUGCGUUUUUUUAUUUAUUUAUUUUUUUUUUUCUGCCGAGGGUCGGAGAGGUUGUUCGUGUUGGAGGUGGGCGGACACUCUCAACUCAGGUCACCACCACCACCAUCACCACCACUGCUGCCUCUUGUCCCAGUCUGGGCAGUGUGUUAGUGUGUUCGUGCGUUAGUCGGUGGUCCGCAGGAGAGAGAGAGAGAGAGAGAGAGAGAGAAAGAGAGACGCACAAAGGACGUUCAGUGUGGCGUGGCUGUCGAGUGAGGUCAGGUCAGGUCAAGGGAGGUCAGGUCGGGAGUGUGUAUAGGCACUGAUUACGUAUGCGUGUGUGUAUGUGUGUGUGCGUGCGUAUGUGCGUAAGCUGAUCCCGUAUGGUUCCCGAGUUGGUUCCGUAUGAGUCGCGUUGGUGAGGGACACGCAACCUUUAAAUAUAUACAUAAAUAUUAAUGUAUAUAUAGACAGUAUAUAUUUUUUUUAUCUCUGUUCUUUCUGAGUAUUAAGUUUUCCCCCGAACAAGACUGCCAAAUGGUUAGUAAAUGAUCUCUCCCGCAUAUUGUCCUGCACAGAAAAAGCUUUGCCUUCAGUGGGUUAUCAUUAUUUUCACCUUUUUUGUGUAUAUUGUAGCUUGUUAUGGAGAUUGGUGGACUUGUAAUGCAUAAAAUAGAUCAAAAGUAAACAAGUGGAUGAAGUUGAUAAUAAUAAGUAGCAGCCGUCGCUCGGAAAACGAAUCAAACGCAACGGAAACUCUCAUCGGUUAUUUAAGUAAGAAAAAAGUUGUACGCCGAGAGAGUUGUCGGCGUUUAUGAUCACUGCUCUUGUGUUGACGGCUGCCGUAUUGUGGUCAGUCCUCCUGGUCUAGGGCUGAAGAAAAUAUUGAGUGUUAUAAUCUGAAGCUGAAGAAAAUGUAAAUAUAAUCUGUUCUGGCUAAAUCUUGAGUGUUAACAGCUGUCCUCCUCUUCCUUAUUGGCUGAAGAAAAUGUAAAUAUAAUCUGUUCUGGCUAAAUCAUGUGUGUUACCAGCUUUCCUUCUCCUCCUCACUGACUGAAUGUUAUAAUCUGUUCUGGCAAAAUCAUGUGAGUUACCAGCUUUUCUUCUCCUCCUCAUUUACUGAAAAAUAUAUUAGCUGAGUGAUAUAAUCUGUUCUGGCUAAAUCUUGAGUGUUACCAGCUGUUCUCCACUCCGUAACUGUCUGAAAAACAAUAAUUGAAUGAUAUAAUCUGUUCUGGCUAAAUCUUGAGUGUUACCAGCUGUUCUCCACUCCGUAACUGUCUGAAAAACAAUAAUUGAAUGAUAUAAUCUGUUCUGGCUAAAUCUUGAGUGUUACCAGCUUUCCUUCUCCUCCUCACUGACUGAAUGUUAUAAUCUGUUCUGGCAAAAUCAUGUGUGUUACCAGCUUUUCUUCUCCUCAUUUACCGAAAAAUAUAUUAACUGAGUGAUAUAAUCUGUUCUGGCUAAAUCUUGAGUGUUAGCAGCUGUUCUCCACUCCGUAACUGUCUGAAAAACAUAAUAAUUGAAUGAUAUAAUCUGUUCUGGCUAAAUCUUGAGUGUUACCAGCUGGUUGAAAAACAUAAUAAUUGAAUGAUAUAAUCUGUUCUGGCUAACUAUUGAAUGUUAUCAGCUGUUCUUUCCUAGCUGGUUGAAAAACGAUAAUUGAAUGGCAUUAUCUAUUCUGGCUAAAUCAUGAGUUUUACCAGUUCUCUGCUAAUUGGCUGAAAAAAAUGUUAUCAGCUGUUCUCCUUAUGCUGAAGGGCUGAAAAAAUGAUUGGUUGAGUGCUAUAAUCUGUUUUGGCUGAAUCAUGAAACUAAAGGAUUAAGAUAGUAUAUGAUUUAGCUGGUGGGGGAAGGAGAAUUCAAGGCUUGUACAAACUCUGGGCAGCGUUGAGAGGUGUGAAAAAAGAACCUUAAAUACAGUGACCAACCAUGAAAAGACUCUACACAGCUGUUAAAUAUAUGGGUACACUUUCAGACCAGGAAAAGACUACACAGCUGUUAAAUAUAUGGGUACACUUUCAGACCAGGAAAAGACUACACAGCUGUUAAAUAUAUGGGUACACUUUCAGACCAGGAAAAGACUACACAGCUGUUGAAUAUAUGGGUACACUUUCAGACCAGGAGAAGACUACACAGCUGUUAAAUAUAUGGGUACACUUUCAGACCAGGAAAAGACUACACAGCUGUUAAAUAUAUGGGUACACUGUCAGACCCAUAAAAGGAGUACAGUUCAAGAGUAAGGACCUUGAAUAUAAUGACCAAAUAGGAAAAGAAAGCGGCUCAUUUCACUUGACAAGCAGAUUAAUGAAGCAAAAAAGGACCUUGAACCAGCAUUGCCAGAUUAUCUUACUCCAAGCAUUGUAUUUUUCAGUUUCUGGCCCCACAACUAAUGCGAAAAAAUAGAAACACAUCAGUAAUUAAUCAUUUUGACGGUAACUAUUAAUCAAUCUAGCUAUUGGGGUGGAGGAGACAAUUUUGGGGUCGGAAAUCCGUAAAUGUAAUAGGCUGAGGACGACAAUCUGGCAACACUUCCUUGAACAUAAGAACUACACAGCUGUUAGAAUAAAAAUAUGGGCACAGUUACAGACUCUUAAAAGUGGUUCAUUUCACUUGACGGACAGAUUAAUGAAGCUAAGAAGGACCUCGAACAUAAGAACCAACUAAGAAAAGACUUAAAUAAAUGGGUUCACUGAUUGACCUAUAAAAGUGGUUCAGUUCACUUGACGGACAGAUUAAUGAAGCCAAGAAGGACCUUGAACAUAAGAACCAACUAGGAAAAGACUUAAAUAAAUGGGUACACUGACUGACCCAUGAAAGUGGUUCAGUUCACUUGACGGACAGAUUAAUGAAGCUAAGAAUGACCUUGAACAUAGGAACCGACUAGGAAAAGACUUAAAUAAAUGGGUACACUAAUUGACCUAUAAAAGUGGAUCAGUUCACUUGACGAGCAGAUUAAUGCAGCCAAGAAUGACCUCAAACAUAAGAACCAACUAGGAAAAGACUUAAAUAAAUGGGUACACUAAUUGACCUAUAAAAGUGGAUCAGUUCACUUGACGAGCAGAUUAAUGCAGCCAAGAAUGACCUCAAACAUAAGAACCAACUAGGAAAAGACUUAAAUAAAUGGGUUCACUAAUUGACCUAUAAAAGUGGAUCAGUUCACUUGACGGGCAGAUUAACGAAACAAAAAGUACCUUGAACAUAAAAACUAGCCAAGAAGAGACUCUACACAGUUGUUAAAGUUAAAAUUGCUACAGGAACAGUUCCAUAAAAGUGGCUCAGUUCACUUGACAUACACAGAUUCACAUAACCUUCCCUGAUGCAACACUUAACCCAGACAACACAAACCGAGUCACUUAACCGUUGCAACUUAAGUGACGACCUGUUGAGAGGGGUGACUUUUGACCCUCUGUACUGAAGGGCUUGUCUAUGUGUGUGUGUGUGUGUGUGUGUGUGUGGAUGUAUGUAUGUGUGUGAGACUAAGGGAAGGGGUGGGUUUGGGCUGUCCGACAAAAUAGCGCUAUACUCAUAUUGACAUGUAGCGCCCUAAGUAAAGACCGAGACCAAGGCUUAUACAGACCUGAAAUGGACUCUAUGAUACCCCCCUUUGCCCUCCCUCCCUUCCCCACACACACCAAACCAAAGCCCGUAUUCUUAAACGUAGUAUCGACACCUCGGUUGGCCUAUUCGGAAGGCCUCUCGUAGUAGAAGUUGCUGGAAUUUUCAUGGACUGUUUCGUGACCCUAGUGGUAGUUUGACAUGGCUUCUGCAUCUUGAAUGGAAAAAACACUCAUGAAAACCUGGUUAAUUUUCUCUAUGGCCUUGGGGAAUAUUCGUAAUGGGAGCCUGAGACGUUUAAGAAGACAUAGAUACAGUGAUAUGCUGGUGAUAGUACGACUUCUAUGCCAUGAGUGGGAAAAUCACGUCCCAUGAAAACCUGGUUAAUCUCUGUGGCCCCGGAAAUAGUCAUAAUGUGAGCCAGAGAUGUUUAAGAAUACAGAGAUAGAAUGAUGCCGGGGAUUGUUUUACGCAACUUUUACGCCAUGAACGGAAAAAAUCACCCAUGAAAACCCUGUUAAUCUUCUUCUCUGUGGCCUCGGGAAAUGAUCGUAGUAAUGGGACCCGCCCAAAAUGUUUAAGAAUACAAGCUUUUUCUGCCCCUGCUACCCCCCCACAAACACACACACACACACACACACACCACACUAAGGUCGGCCCUGCAGUUUGUUAUCAAUGUUGUUCGUGUUUCACUGGUUCUCCACGCGCACAAAGUCACACAGAGCAGGUCCGCUCCGAGCACUGUACCCGUACCCUAACUAACUAUUAUAGCAUUGCCUGUAUAUAGCGCCUUGUGAUCCCCCCCUCCUGGUGCUCUCCCUCCCCCUCCUCUUCUUACUCCUCCUUCUCCACCUCCUCCAUUUCUUUCCAUUUGUUUUCUUUUUCAUUUCCUUCUUUUCUUUUCAUUUUUCAUUCCCUGUCUCUACCUUUAUCCUGUUUUUUUAGCUGUUUCCUUUUCUUCCUCCUCCUUUUCUUCUUCCUCCUCCUCCUCCUCCUCCUCCCGCCCCUUGCUCAACACAUCAAUGCUAUUAGUUUUCCUUUUCUCUCUAUUUUUCUAUUCUGUUUUUCUGCAUUUUUUCCUUUCUUUCCUUGUUUUUCCCUUUUUCCCCUUGCCUUCCAUUUCCAUUUUUCAUCUCCUUCUCUUCCUUUUCAUUCUUCAUUCCUUUCUUUCCCUUUCAUCCUGUUUUUCUUUAUCCUCUUUACUUCUUUCUAUGUUUUUUCCCUUCUUUCUUUUUCUUUUGCCUCCUAUUCUUCCCUUCUGUUCUAUUUUUCAUUCCCUCUCUCUCUCUCUCUCUCUCUCUCUCUCUCUCUCUCUCUCUCUCUCUCUCUCUCUCUCUCUUUCUCCUUUAUCCUUUUGCCUCUUCUUCUUCUUCCUCUUCCUCUUCUUCAAGGUCUCAGGAGCACUUAACAUUUUCCAUUGUUAGUGUGUGUGUGUGUGUGUGUGUGUGUGUGUGAGGGAGGGAGGGAGAACAUUGCUAUGCUAAUUUAUUUAUAUAUAGAUUUUUUUUUUUUUCUUUCUGGGUUAUCUCUUUCUGUUUUAAUAAUUAUAAUAUCAUCCAUUCCUUUAUACUGAUUAACAUGUGUAUUUUUUCAGUUCCUAUUCUCUCUCUCUCUCUCUCUCUCUCUCUCUCUCUCUCUCUCUCUCUCUCUCUCUCUCUCUCUUUCUUUCUCUCUAUCUCUCUCAUUGAUAUUUUCAGUUCCCAGUCCCUCCCUCUCUCUCUCUCUCUCCUUCUGUCUCUCUCAUCAUAUGUAAAUAGCAAGAUUCUGCAAAGCUCUCAUGCCAAAACUGCUUUCCUUGUGUGUGUGUGUGUGUGUGUGUGUGUGUGUGUGUGUGUGUGUGCGUGGAUGUGCGUUGACUAGAGAAAAAAGUUAUCAGCAGUUUGAAGAUUACUCCGAUUUUUUGUUACUUUUCGUACAUAAUUUUUUGUUUUAAUAUCUUGUUUUUAAUGUCGUCCACAAUUGUUCUUUUUUUUCUGCUGAUGAUGCUGAUUAUGCUGUUGCCAGUGCUAAGCUUGUGUGUGUGUGCAUGUGUGUGUGUUGUAACUUGCCAGAAACUUGGGUAGAGAGAGAGAGAGAGAGAGAGAGAGAGAGAGGCUGCACACAUUACAUUAGGUCAGGUCAUAGGUGGGUGUUUGUAUACAUAGACAGACAGAGAUGAAGGAAGAAAGUAUGGCGUAUAUAAAUAUAUGUAUAGGUAUUAAGUAAGAAAGAACAGUUGCUUGGUUGGCAGUGCUGUACAUAGUCUAAGAGAGAGAGAGAGAGAGAAAGGAAGGAAAAUUAUAAGCAAAACUGAUUACGUAUUUCCUUUAUUUUCCUAUUUAUGCUCUUGAAUUUAGUAGGACAUUAUUUCCCAUCCUAAUCUUCUUAUUUUUAGGCUGGAUAUGUAACGGAACACUUAGAGAUGGAGACAGACACGUUGACUUAGAAUGAGAGAGAGAGAAGAGAGAAGAGAGAAGAGAGAGAGAGAGAGAGAGAGAGAUUGGGUCCUAUUCUUAAACACACACACCACAUAGACAUGAAGACAGACACAUUGAUUUAGCAUGAGAGAGAGAGAGAGAGAGAGAUCGGGUCCUAUUCUAAAACACACACAUAGAAGAUAGAGGUUGAUUCUGGCUAUCCGCUUGUGCUUGCCAAUCUGUAUGUAUGAUUCUGUUCGGUUCUCAUGCCCUUUAUUUUUGUGUGCGUGUGAAUAUAAUAGUGAAUGGUUGUGGUUUGUUUUGGUUUGGUCAUGGCUUGGCUUGUCUUGUCCAAAUGUUAUCACGGGAAAUAUUUUAAAAGUUUUCCCUCGCAAAAAAAUAAAUUAAAAAGAAAAUGCAAGAAUGACGUUUAAAUAUAACUCAGUAAAGACACGCCCAGUUCCUGUUUGUUAUUAUUCACUGUCUUCCUCCUCCUCCUCCUCCUCCUCCUCCUCCUCUUCCAAUGUGAGUGUGGUCAAGAGUUCAGUCUAUGUGUAUGUGUGUAUGUUUGUGUGAUGUGUUAACCAGUGUUGGAACCCUUCGAGAGAGAGAGAACAUUUUUUUAAAGUAUUGCUGCAGCGAUGUUAUUUGUCCAAAGUGUUAAAUCUUAAAAUGCCGAGGUGCAGUCAAUGUUUAUGAGUAAAUUUUCAUAUAAAUCUGGUUCACUAAAUGUUUAUGGAAAAAAAUGGAUAUUCGCUUUAUUAAAUGUAUGAAAAAAUGCCUUCCAAGUUCAUUAAAUGUUUAUUAAAAGAAAUUUGCAUAUAUGGUUCUUUAAAUGCUUAUAAAAUUUUGCAUGUCUGAUUCAUUGGAUGUUUAUAAAAAAAAUUGCAUAUAUCUGGUUCAGUAAAUGUCUAUAGAAAAAAAAGAAUGGAUAUUUGGUUCUUUAUAUGCUUAUAAAAAUUAGCAUAUAUCUGAUGCAUUGAAUGUUUAUAGGCGUUCUUCUAUUUUUCUUAUUAUCAUGUAACGUCCUUUGUUUUCCCUCAAAGGCUUUAUUCUGCAAGACUUACCCUCACAAGGCCCCGAUCUGCAUCCCCUACACUUGUUUUGACAUACCUGUGUUCCGUCAAUGCUCGUAAUGGUCCAAUACAGUAUUGCAGAGUAUACGUGAAGGGUUAAGUUUAAUGUCCUUUUUUUCCCUUGGAGGCUUAUUUUGCAAGACUUACCCUCACCAAGGCCCUGAUCUGCAUCCCCUGCACUUGUUUUGACAUACCUGCGUUCCGUCAGCAAUCAUAAUGGUCUAACACAGUAUUGCAGAGUAUACGUGAAGGGUUAAGUUUAAUGUCCUUUUUUUCCCUCGGAGGCUUAUUCUGCAAGACUUACCCUCACCAAAGCCCCAAUCUGCAUCCCCUGCACUUGUUUUGACGUGCGUGUUCCGUCAGCGCUCUUAAUGGUCCAACACAGUAUUGCAGAGUAUACGUGAAAGGUCGAGUGUGUUGCUGGUAAUUCUGGAAUGACAACACAUCUAUGCGUCCAUUUUUCCUUUGUUUUGUGAGUGUUGCUUUAGAUUCCACUGCAAUUCUCAUCAUUUUGUAUCGAUUUCUUUCUUUAUUUAUUUGCUCUUCGGAUUACAGAAAGCUCGUAGGGAAAGAGAGAAGGUUUGAACACGUAAUUUCCCCAUAAAAAAAAAAACUAUAAUCUAUGUCCUUUUCAAUGUAUUUCUUUAUUCACUCUUUGGAUAUUCACUUUCAUUACAAAAGUCCAUAGCCAUCACACUAGACAGAGUGAAAGCGUGAGAGAGAGAGAGAGAGAGAGAGAGAGAGAGAGAGAGAGAGAAAGGUUAGAACACUUAAUUUCACUUUAAAAAAAACUCUAUAGCCCUUGUCCGAUGUAGGGAUUUAUUUAUUUACUUACACAUUUUUUUUUUCACUUGCAUUACGAAAAGUCCCGUUGUCCAUCGCAAGAGGAGGUCCGAACACUCACCUCCCUAUAAAAAUCACUGUAAUCUAUGUCCUUUUUCUAUGUGUUUAUUUAUUUAUUUACUCUUCGUAUAUUUACUUGAGUUACAAAAGUCCCAUUAUCCAUCGCAAGAGGAGGUCCGAACACUCACUCACUGCCUGUCUGUCCAUUCCGAAGGUGCUCAUUGGGGAAGCUGCUGUGCUACCCCCCAGACAGUCUUGUAUAGCCCCCCUGUAGUGAAGGUUAGCAGGGGAACACACACACAUGCACCCCUGCCCUGCCAGUCCCCUUUAUCUUGUAGCGAGUAAAGGAAAUGAUGUUAGAGUGUGUGUUAGUAUAUUAGACUUUGGUAGAGGAAUAUGCAAGCUCUCCCCUGCCAUUUAUCUUUGUUCUGUAGUGAGUGAAAAAGAAAGGAAGAAUAGUUUAAUGAAAAAUGGAAAAAGGAAGUAAAAAUAAGGGAGUUAGAGAGUGUUAGAAGACUUCGGUAGAGGAAUAUGCAAGCUCUCCCCUGCCGUUUAUCUUUGUUCUGUAGUGAGUGAAAAAGAAAGGAAGAAUUGUAUGAUGAAAAAUGGAAAAAGGAAGUAAAAAUAAAGGAGUUAGAGAGUGUUAGAAGACUUCGGUAGAGGAAUAUGCAAGCUCUCCCCUGCUGUUUCCCUUUGUUGUAUUUUGAAAGAAAGAAAAGCUGAAUGAAAAAUGGAAGAGAAGCAAUAAUAAAGGAGAAAAAGUAAUAGAAAUGUAGUCAAAGAGUUUGGUAGAGGAAUAUGCAAACGCUCCCUCCUGCCAUCUUUCUUUGUCCCAUAGUGAAUGAAAGGAGAAAGACUGAAAAAAUUGAAAAGAAAAAUAGAAGGCUGAAAAAAAGGAAAAGAAAAGCAAUAAUUAAGGAGAAAGAAAGAAAAAGAAAUAUACAUGAGGAAAAGAAGAAAAAUAAAUAGAUAUAGGGGGAGUGAGAGAAAUGAAGGGAUAGAACGGAGAAAUAGAAUAGAUUAUAAAAAAAGGAAAAGAAAAAAGAAAAUAUAACAAAUGAACACACACACAAGUACCCUUUCAAAUCCCUCUUUUUUUGUCCCUAGGGAAAGAAGAAAAUAAAUAAAAUAAAAAAGUGAAGGCAGAUUGGAAACUAUCGAAAGGAGUUAGAGCUUAUCGGAAACUAAAGAAAAAGAAUAAAUUGUAGAAAUAAACAGAAAGAAAGGAAAGAAAGACAAAAUGUGCGAUGAAUGAAAUGCUAUAAUAAAAUGUAAGAGUGCAAGAGGAAAGAGUAGGAGUAAGAAAGAUUGCAAGAGGAUUGAUUAAGUUAUAUGAAUAUGCAGGAGAAAGAGAGAGGAAGAAGACUCGAGAAUACAUUACCAGCGUUGAAUGAAAGAGAAAUUUGCAGGAUGUUGAAUAUUACUACAAGGAGUCUGUUGAAGAGAGUGAAAGAAGACUCGAGAAUGCAUUACCAGCGUUGAAUGAAAGAAACUUGCAGGAUGUUGAAUAUUACUACAAGGAGUCUGUUGAAGAGAGUGAGAGGAAGAAGACUUAAUGCAUUACCAGCGUUGAAUGAAAGAGAAAUUUGCAGGAUGUUGAAUAUUACUACAAGGAGUCUGUUGAAGAGAGUGAAAGAAGACUCGAGAAUGCAUUACCAGCGUUGAAUGAAAGAAAUUUGCAGGAUGUUGAAUAUUACUACAAGGAGUCUGUUGAAGAGAGUGAAAGAAGACUCGAGAAUGAAUUUACCAGCGUUGAAUGAAAGAAACUUGCAGGAUGUUAAAUGUUACUACAAGGUUAUAGAAAGUUGAGUGAGCGGUUGCUGCAGACGCCAGUGAAAGUUAGCUAAGAGAGAAAAAAAUAGAGAGGUUAUAGAAAGUUUGUGAAUAAUACAUCCUGAUGGUGAGCUACAGAAACACAAAGAACAACAACAGAGAAGGAACUGAUUAAAAAAAUGAAGACAAAUGUUAAAAGAAAAAGAAAGAAUAAGGAUGAACUAAAAUGAUCCCUAUUAUCAUAUAGAGAAAAAAGGAACUGAAAAGGGAGAUAAACACAAGAACUACAAAGAAAAUAAGAAAAAUAGAACUGAUAAAAAAUGAAGACAAAUAUUAAAAGAAAAAGAAAGAAUAAGGAUGAACUAAAAUGAUCCCUAUUAUCAUAUAGAGAAAAAGGGAACUGAAAAGGGAGAUAAACAAAAGAACUACAAAGAAAACAAUAAAAAUGGAACUGAAAAAAAAUUAAGGCAUAUUAGAUAAAAAGGAUGGAAGAAUAAGAAUGCACUAAAACGUUCCCUAAUACAGUCAUACCUCGGUUUACAAGUUUAAUUCGUUCCAGAAUUUUCCUUGCAAACAAAAAGCUCGUAAACCAAAAUUAAUGCACACUGUAGCGCUGAAAACACAAAGAUUGCACACCAGAGCACAAACAUAAGCGGACACGAGUGCGUGGGUGCUACCUCUGCGAAUGUACAACACGGACGGAGACUCCAUUCCCCAUUGUUUUCCGCUCUGAGCACUCUCGUCUUGCGGCAAAUGAAGGGAACUCACACUCGCGUCUUCAGCUUGUACAAACAGGAUGCUCGUAAACCAAGGCAUUGUUAGUGAAAUUUUUCUGCUCGUAAAUCAAAACGCUCGUAAAGUAAGGCACUUGUAAACCGAGGUAUUACUGUAUAGAAAAUAAAAGUCAUACAGCUCAAAAAGUAUAAUUCCAGUUUGCAAGAGAGAUAGAAAGAAAGCAUGCAUGGGAGCUUAACAUAGAGACACCAUACACAUUGCAGGUUCUUAUUCAUAUCAACCAUAGACGAAUAGAAGCGAUAGAAGACUCAAGUUGUAAUAGACAGGAGACUAUACAAACUGGUGCACAUCCCCCCCUCACAUCACCCCCUUGCUGUUUAGAAGGUAGAAGCAAAAAAUUAUUAAAGAGAAAAUGCAAGAAUGACGUUUAAAUAUAAGUUAGUAAAGGCACUCCCAGUUCCUGUUUGUUAACAUUCACUGGCUUCCUCCUCCUCCUCCUCCUCCUCCUCCAAUGUAAGUGUGGUUAAGAAUAUGUUUUUUGUGUGUGUGUACGUGUGUUUGUGUGAUGUGUUAACCAGUGUUGGAACCCUUCGAAAUAGAGAGAAUUCAGUUUUGGGUUUGACGUAGAAAGGAUCGAGACUUCUUCUUGGAUGUGUGAGAAUUGUGCGAAAAAGGAGAGAUUAAACUAGACAUGGAACUGAACCAACAAAUAAAGUGAGACUUGAAACUAGAGGAAGGAAUUAAACAUAGAAAGAGGAGUUAGAGGUGACUGGAAACUAAAGAAAGGAAUUAGAGGAUAUUGGAAGAAGCUAUAGAAAAGGACUUAACUAUGCAAAUGAACAGAAAAAUACAAGUAACAGCUGAGUGAAGAUUAAAGAAAGGAAAUGCAAGAGCUUACUUGAAACUAAGGAAAGGAAUUAAACAUAGAAAAAGGAUGGUUAGGUGACUGGAAAGAAAAAGGAAUUAAAUAUUGAAAUAAACAAAAAAAUAAAAGUGACGGCAGAUUGGAAACUAAAGAAAGGAAUUGAACAUAGAAAAAGGAAUGUUAGGUGACUGGAAAAAAAUAAAGAGAAGAGAUUAAACGUGGAAAUAAACAAAAAAUAUGCAAGUGAUGGCAGAUUGGAGCUUAUCGGAAACUAAAGAAAAAUAAAUAAAUUGUACAAAUAAACAUUAAAAAAGAGAAAGUAAGAGCAAAUUCAACACUAGAGAAAGGAAAUGGAAUAUGCAAAUAAACACACACACAAAAAAAGUGAAAACGGACUGAAAAUGAAGAUUGAAAAAAGUAAAACUGAGGAUGGAAAUAAAUGACAAUAACUGGAUAUGAAAACCAACGUUGCCAGAUUGUCAUACUCAGCUUCUCAUACAUACAAAUUUACGACCCAAAACAUGUCUCCUACACCCCAGAAACAAGCUUCACAUAUAGGCAUCGUUAACCCGGUAGCAGCGAUGGGCCAAAUUUGUGGCUUUACCAUGUACCAGCGACAGGCCAAAUUUUUGCAAUGAUAUAGCCUAGACCCCCAAAAAUAAAUGAUGCAUAAACUGAUCACAAAUGCUUUGAUAUAUAUUAUGAAAUGGUUUGCAUGAGUGAUGAUUUUUUUCACAUUUUUCUCGCUUAGAGGGGCCUUUAAGAAACAUGAUCCCCGCAGCUACUGGGUUGAAAUGGUUAAUUAGUGAUGUCUUUCUGCAGUGGUUAUCGGCGUCAAAACCCGCCGGUGAGUACAGUAAUAUGGCAACGGUGAUGAAAACUGUGUGAAAAGAAAUAUUAAAAUUGAAAAGGAAUGAGAAGAGUUUUGAACCUAAAGAAUCGGAACCAAAAAUGCAACUUUACAGGAUACGAAAAUAAUACGAAAGGAAAUAUUUUUAAUCAGAUUAGGAACGGAAAACAAAUCGAAAGAUACUGAAGAAUAUUAACAUGCAAAAAAAUGUAUAUGUAUCCGAAACUAUGAGACGGGACUAUGAGAACUAUAACGAUUAUAUAUAAUGAGGAGAUUGUGUAUGUGAAUGUGCAAAUGUAUGAAUGAGAAGCCAUGUUGAUUGUACUAUAUGAUAAUGAUGAUUGUAUAUGAUGAUGGUGAUGUUGAAGAUGUUUGGAAAAGUGAGAGAAGGAGGAAAAAGAAAGAAAUUACAGGAAGAGAGAGAAAAAUAGACUAAGUUGAUUGUAUAUUUUGACGAUGUUGAUUGUAAAUGUUGAUGUUGAAGAUGUUUGGAAAGGGAAGGAACGAAGGAAGGAA
This is a messenger RNA of Eriocheir sinensis (Chinese mitten crab), 14030 nucleotides long. RefSeq names its product ADP-ribosylation factor 6. The record is from RefSeq and is a predicted model, not a curated record. Gene Ontology annotation, cellular component: cytoplasm. Gene Ontology annotation, molecular function: GTP binding; GTPase activity. NCBI's taxonomy places the organism in Eukaryota, Metazoa, Arthropoda, Malacostraca, Decapoda, Varunidae. Gene Ontology annotation, biological process: vesicle-mediated transport; intracellular protein transport. The transcript has 4 exons. Bases 300 to 827 code for a protein of 175 amino acids.